Molecule: messenger RNA, 2383 nt
Organism: Hevea brasiliensis (rubber tree)
Lineage: Eukaryota; Viridiplantae; Streptophyta; Magnoliopsida; Malpighiales; Euphorbiaceae
Product: putative leucine-rich repeat receptor-like serine/threonine-protein kinase At2g24130
Exons: 1
Coding region: 108-1877 (589 amino acids)
Molecular function (GO): receptor serine/threonine kinase binding
Source: RefSeq, a predicted model, not a curated record
CUCUGCAUCUUUCUCUUUUCUCUCAUAAGAUUCUAGUUAUUUUGCUCCCAUUUAUCAACCUGAAACUGCAAGGAGCAGUGGGUCUCAGGAAAGUAAAUAUAGCGAAAAUGACCUACUUAGCUUUCCUCCUGCUGCUAAUCCAUUGCUGGAUUUUAACACACCCUUUUGCAGUUUCAAACUACUCCUUGCUCACAGACAGGGAUGCUCUUCUAGCAUUUAAAACCAGCAUAGUUUCUGAUCCCAGAGCCAUUCUCGCAAACUGGAUUGGAGCUGUCUAUGUGUGCAACUUCACAGGUGUCACAUGUGGCCAAAAUUAUCACCGAGUGGUGCGACUUGAACUGGGGGGAAAAGAACUCACAGGGCAACUUUCACCUGUUCUUUCAAAUCUCACGUCCCUUCGAGUCCUGAACCUCAUGGACAAUCACUUCUAUGGCAUUAUUCCUCCUGAAUUUUCUUCUCUUCAUCACCUGCAUCAUCUCCAGCUAGACAUGAACAGUCUACAUGGCUCAAUACCGGAAUCCUUCGCCUUUCUUUCGGAACUCUCCCUAGUAACUCUCAUGGAUAACAAUUUAACUGGGCCAAUUCCACGUUCCUUAUUCUCAAACUGCACUUUAUUAGGAAACGUUGACCUGUCCAUCAACUUCCUGACAGGAAAAAUUCCUGAAGGAAUUGGAAACUGUCCAAACCUAUGGACCUUAAAUUUGUACAACAAUCAACUAACUGGACAACUUCCUUUAUCCUUAUCCAAUAAUUCACUGUUUAAUGUAGAUGUGGAAGUUAACCAUCUUUCUGGUGAAUUACCUGCAAAUGUUAUCGGGAAGCUACCUUCACUUUUCCUACUUCAUUUAUCGUAUAAUGAAAUGGUCAGUCAUGAUCAUAAUACCAAUCUUGAACCAUUCUUCACUGCCCUUGGAAAUUGCACGGACUUAGAAGAGCUAGAACUGGCUGGCAUGGGCCUUGGAGGAAGAUUGCCCAAUUCCAUUGGCCGACCUGGUGCUCAACUAUAUUCUAUGCUGCUGCAAGAAAACAAUAUUUAUGGAUCAAUUCCUUCAAAUAUAGCUUACCUUUCUAAUCUCAUUGUGCUGAACUUGACAUCCAAUUCUCUAAACGAAACCAUUUCAGCAGAGAUCAGUCAGUUGCUCAACUUAGAGCAACUUUUCUUAUCACACAACUUUUUCACUGGUACAAUUCCAGCAGCGUUAGGCCAAUUACCUGAACUUAGUCUGCUUGAUCUAUCAAAUAAUCAAUUCUCUGGAGAAAUCCCUCCAAGUUUAGGGAAUUUGGUUCAGGUGAAUUCCAUGUUUCUCAACAACAACCUCCUUUCAGGAACUAUUCCUCCAGAAUUAGGAAAGUGUGAUCUUUACAAGCUAGACUUGUCCUUUAAUGCAUUGACAGGGAGCAUCCCUAAGGAAAUACUGCACGAGAUCAGGAUAUUUCUCAACCUUUCGCAUAAUCAUCUUGACGGGCGAUUGCCAGUUGAGCUCAGCAAGCUGGAAAAAGUUCAAGAAAUAGAUGUUUCAUCAAAUAGCAUCACUGGCAAUUUAUUCCCUGAGAUAUCAAACUGCACUGCACUGAGAAUGAUAAAUUUCUCGCACAAUUCUCUUCAAGGGAACCUUCCUGAUUCACUUGGUGAUCUAAAGUACCUGGAAUCCAUUGAUGUUUCAGGAAACAACCUUUCUGGAUUGAUCCCAACAAGCCUGAACAAGCUUCAAGCCCUCAGCUUUCUAAAUCUUUCUUUUAACAACUUUGGAGGACCAAUUCCCUCAGGUGGUAUCUUCAAUGUAGUCACAAACUUAUCUUUCUUGGGCAAUCCACAUCUCUGUGGUUCAAUUUCUGGCAUGUCCACUUGCUCUAAGAGCAGAAAAUGGUUCGGCUAAGCUAUGUUCCUGAUUAUGUUCUUCUGGGCCUGACAUAUGUUGCAUGACCAAAAUCUGCUACAUUCAUAAACUUUAAAUUGUUAAGCACAAUGUAAGUAUGUAAUGUAAUCAUAAAAACGAAGGGUAUAAGUUUGUUAUUGCCUAAGCAUUUCCCUUCUUCUUCUUCUUCUUCUUCUUCUUCUUCUUCUUCUUCUUUCAGAUUCUUAGCUUCAUGCUGGAAAGCUAGGCCAAAACGAAUCAUUCUCUCCAGUAAUUCCCUCCUUGGUUAGCAUUGUCAGCGUUGCUUAUGUACUCUAUAUUAGUUUCCUUCCAUUCUCAGUAGACCCUUGUAUGUGUGAUAUUGGAGAGAUGGAUAUUUUGUAAUUUGUACUACCUUCAUUUUUAUCUGUGGCAUUUAUAUAUAUUGCACAGUAAUUUAAAAAAUAAUUGAAGAACAUCAUUUUUAUAAAAAUAUAUUAAAAAUUGAUUAAAUUGCCCUUUAUCUUAUUUAGAAAAUUUAUGAAUAA